Culex quinquefasciatus (southern house mosquito) is the source of this 2113-nucleotide messenger RNA. RefSeq lists its product as uncharacterized. The record is from RefSeq and is a predicted model, not a curated record. The transcript has 6 exons. NCBI's taxonomy places the organism in Eukaryota, Metazoa, Arthropoda, Insecta, Diptera, Culicidae. Bases 384 to 1142 code for a protein of 252 amino acids.
UGCUGAUUUUGGAGCAGCUCACGUGAAAAAGCACAUGACUUUGCUAUGUGAGAUUUUUUCAGUGUAAUGUCAAAAACAUAAACAAUCACUGAAGAUUAAAAUUACGACCAAAAUGUGUCGAUGGUACACAUUGGAUGGUUUAACCGCGUUGUUUUGAAAUCGAUGUGUCGAUUCUACACAUCGCGCUGGUUUUUGCUCAAAAAGCCAUCAAAUGCGUAAACUGCUCUGUUGCCUGCUUCACCAUAGUUGCCGUUGGGUGUCGCCACCAGUCUCGGACUUAGACGUCAAACGGAAAGGAAAAAAACAUGCGGUUUUUGUGCAAGUUAGUUUGGUGAAUUUUCUGCAUAUUUGAACGGACUCUGAGCACUCGGUCGCUUGCAAAUAUGAAGCAGAAGGUGUUCGAAUCGGAUGCAUCCGGAACCUCUGCCGAAAGAUGUUACGCUGGAUGGCAGCUUACUGUCCAUCCGGCGUCAGACGAAAUGGUGCAGCAUUUCAAAACAUGGCCCGACAGGUUAAGCAGCGGACCAGGUUCGAAUUGGAACUCGAGCAGUGGAUCUAACACCUACAGAAGUGCCGGACGCGGGACGACGCUUGCUGCUCGGACCACAUCCUUGUGCCUUGAGGGAACUGUCCACCCGCGCUUAUCGGAACCAUCCGUUCCGACGCACCACAACAAGGAGUCGCUGCUGGAUUUCCGCCAAAAUAUCCGACCACAUUUCAUCCUACGGGCGGCUCGGUCAGCUGAACUCGACCUGGAAUCCACUACAGCUGGUGCACAAGUCGAGCGACCGGUCGAUAGCGCGGUCACCGCUCACGUGGCACACCCCGCCCAAUCACUUCACUUCAUGUCCGCAAACCACAAGAAGAAUCUUGACAGCAACCAAUACUGCAAACUUUUGGUCUGGCAAGCCGCUGAGUUCGGUCGUCAGCGGAACGGAGUCGCGUUUUCUCGACUAACAAUUUGUGUCCAGGCAACAACAAGUUCGAGGGCGCGGUCCUGCCACCGACCCCACCGGAACGAUCCCCGCAGAGAGCGGCCGCCGCGAGCAAAAGGAACGAAGCUCCAUCUUCCGCAUUCCGACGACCGCCAAGCAACCGUCCCGGUCGCCACAGGGCGUCACCUUAUCGACGCAGCACGAUAACGAGCAGCAGCACUACCAACAAAAUAACCCGCCGCCACCGCAGCUAGCAGUCGCGCAACCCACUUCGGCGCAGUUGCAGCCAACAUGUCCCAGCCAUAACAGCAGCAGCAGCAGCUUGGCGCUUACAGGAGAUGAACGUAAAACCGAACAUUUCGGAGUUGAUGAAUCCCGGCGAACAUGCUCGGGACCGCAAUGAUGAACCCGAGCCGUUUUUCGACUCACUCUCGAUGGUGUACCAAGUGACCAGGAAGCGCGGUCGUAUCAACAAGGUUGGGGAAGCGCACUGCGAGAUUUUCUCCGUUGACACAGGUCACCGGUUGGUGGUGCCCUGGCAGGAAAUUUGCUACUUGUCGCAGGCGCUGUGCGUCGGGCCGGCCUUGUGUUUGAGGCGUUUGUCGGGGACCGACUGCUAGGAGAGCUCCUACGAGAUUUUCAUCAAGCGGCACGACAUUUGCGUCAACGGGAUGGUGAAGAAGGGAUUCGCCGUGUCGAGUGGGUCCGUAUCGGCGGUCAUCGAGCGCAUCAAGGAGGACAUUCCGGAGAAAGAUGAUGAGGGGGCGGUUGUGGUUGUGAGGGUGGAGGCGGUCGAGCAAAAGUCGGUUAAGGAAGUAGGGAAUCGAACGCUGCGAAGUCAAAGUACGAAGGCCAGCAGCGGACCAAGUCAGUGCUGGCGGUGUCGAUUCUGCGGUUGGUCGAUCCGGGUGAGUUGACGUGACGUUGCAGCAGCAUGCGACGGCACUCGUGCGGAACCUACCAGGACGACAUUACGGACGAACACACGCCAAUCGACUGAUGGCUCCCAGCUCCCAGCCAAACCCAUCGAAAAGACCAUCUUCGUAGGCAAACCCGGCUACGUGGACAACAACGGCCUCAUCUACCUGGAGCAGGAACCGGUGUUGAACGCCCUGCGUAAGGUAAUCAACGCCAAGUUCGCCGACAGCAGCGCCAUUGACAGGUUCUACUCGGACAAC